Molecule: messenger RNA, 1719 nt
Organism: Panicum hallii
Lineage: Eukaryota; Viridiplantae; Streptophyta; Magnoliopsida; Poales; Poaceae
Product: chaperone protein dnaJ 10-like
Exons: 10
Coding region: 222-1400 (392 amino acids)
Source: RefSeq, a predicted model, not a curated record
UUAGAAAAAGUAUAGUCGACGCGCUUGUGUGCGUGGCCGGAACUCAAAAGCCGCCUCCUCCCCCGACCCCGGCGCCCCACCGCCGCCGCCACCGCCUCCCACCGGCCGGCGCAUCCCGUCACCUCUCCACCAGACAGAUACGCGGACGGAUCCGCCCCCACCUGGAGCCCGAUCUGUGGGGAGCGGAAAGGGAGAUCGGAGCUUGAGUAGAGGGAGCCAAAAUGGUGAAGGACACGGGCUACUACGACGUGCUGGGCGUCGACCCGACCGCCACCGAGUCCGAGAUCAAGAAGGCGUACUACAUCAAGGCGAGGCAGGUCCACCCGGAUAAGAACCCGAACGAUCCGCAGGCGGCCGAGAAGUUCCAGGAACUAGGAGAAGCAUACCAAGUGCUCAGUGACCCCACACAGCGCCAAGCUUAUGACUUGCAUGGGAAAUCCGGCAUCUCAACGGAAGGAAUAAUUGAUCCAGCAGCAAUUUUUGCGAUGCUAUUUGGUAGUGAGCUUUUUGAGGAUUACAUUGGGCAACUGGCAAUGGCAUCAAUGGCUUCACUUGAUAAUUUUGGUGAAGAUGAACAUAUUGAUGCAAGGAAGCUGCAAGAGAAAAUGCAGACUGUUCAAAAGGAACGGGAGGAAAAACUUGCAGAGAUCCUGAAAAACCGGCUACACAUAUAUGUUCAAGGAAAUAAGGAAGAAUUCGUCCGGCUUGCUGAAGCUGAGGUGUCCAAACUUAGCAAUGCAGCAUAUGGAGUUGUUAUGUUGAACACUAUUGGCUAUGUAUAUUCAAGGCAAGCUGCAAAAGAACUAGGAAAGAAAGUGAUAUUUUUGGGGGUUCCCUUUGUAGCUGAAUGGUUUAGAGACAAAGGUCAUUUUAUCAAAUCUCAAGUAACAGCUGCCACAGGUGCAAUAGCUCUUAUGCAGCUGCAAGAGGACUUGAGGAAGUAUAUGAGUGCUGAGGGCCAGUACACAGAGGAAGAACUUGAAAUGUACAUGGAGAACCACAAGAAAGUCAUGGUUGAUUCAUUGUGGAAGCUUAACGUUGCUGACAUAGAAGCCACCCUAUCCCGUGUCUGUCAAAUGGUGCUUCAAGACAGUAGUGCUAGGAAGGAGGAAUUGCGCCUUCGUGCUAAAGGCUUAAAAACUUUAGGAAAGAUUUUCCAGCGGGUUAAGCUCAACCCUAGCGAGGGGGAAGCAUCACAAAUGAGGAAUAUAGACAACAUGGACGAGGAUGAUGGCAGCUCCCCUGAUUCAUCACCAAGGAGGGAGCCACAGUUCACUCCUAAUCAGCCUCAUGUCCCGAGCCCGUAUGUGGAGGCGCCCCAGGUUAAUGGAACCUAUUGCUCGUUCAACUUCCCAAUGCCUACAGCUCCUCCUGGCGCACAAAGGGAUCCAAGGCCAUGAGUCCAGAUUAAGUCUGCCUGUACCAUUAUUUCCGUGUAACAUUUCCUGUAAUACUAGAUCAUUUGCAUGGUGUGCCAUUUAUACCUGUAGUAGAGGAAACAGAGUUGCCAGGUGCCCUCUGCCCCAUUAUUUCGGUUGUUUGCGUAGACUGAUGCUAGCGCUGUGUACAGGGGUGUUGUGCUGCCGUUGUUGCAGCAGUAGGUCAGCAUCGGUGUCCAUGUUAUGGUGUUAUUCUGUUGCCUGUUCGUUCCAUUUUGACAUAUACAGUUGUUAUCUUGCAUCCAUGGAAAAUGAAGUUCUGGUGAUUGUUUUGCUUUCA